This is a messenger RNA of Striga hermonthica, 1443 nucleotides long. Lineage: Eukaryota; Viridiplantae; Streptophyta; Magnoliopsida; Lamiales; Orobanchaceae. The record is from the annotation of a GenBank genome assembly.
AUGGGCAAAUUGACUUUCCGGCGGAGAAAGAAGGCCGCGCCGCCGACGCAGUUGCCUCCUCUUCCUACCCCGCCGUCCGUCGAGUUGGCGGCGACGACGACGAGCAAGGCGGCCGUGAAGAAGAAAGCGGGCGGGUCGAGGCUCUGGAUGAGCAUGGAUCGGUUAGGGCAGUCCGAGCUGAUGGAAUGCGACAAGAACUUUAUUAUUAAGCGCGUCUCGAUUCCCGCCAGGGACUUGCGAAUUCUCGGGCCCAUCUUCUCCCAUUCCUCUAGCAUCCUAGCUAGGGAGAAAGCCAUGAUUGUUAACUUAGAAUUCAUAAGAGCGAUAGUUACUGCAGAAGAGGUAUUGUUACUCGAUCCUCUUCGCCAGGAGGUUCUGCCAUUUGUUGAUCAGUUGAGGCGACUGUUGCCACAGAAAAGCCCAUCUAAUUAUGUGGCAGACCAAACGGUCCCUAAAGAUAAUGAAAUUCAUUCUCCUACUGCUGCACAAUGGUUACCUGUUCCUGAAGGCGGUGAAGGUGAGCAGGAUGAGCUUCCUUUCGAGUUCCAGGUCCUGGAAAUGGCAUUAGAGGUUGUCUGCACGUAUUUGGACUCUAACGUUGCUGAACUCGAGAGAGAUGCUUACCCUACUCUGGAUGAAUUGGCCAUAAGCGUUAGCACCAAAAAUCUUGAGCAUGUGCGGAGCUUGAAAAUCAACCUCACUCGUUUGCUUGCACGGGUACAAAAGGUUAGAGAUGAAAUAGAGCAUCUUUUAGACGACAAUGAAGACAUGGCCCAGCUCUACUUAACACGGAAAUGGAUACAACAAAACCAACAAUUCGAGGCCCAAUAUGCAGACCCCCCAUCAAACAGCAUAAUCCCUGCUGGACCGGCCCAUUUCCGCCGGCUCAGCUCCACCAAAAGUGGCAGUCUCUUGAGCAACUACCAUCAAAAUGACAAUGACGAUGUGGAGGACCUAGAGAUGUUGCUCGAAGCCUACUUCAUGCAAUUGGAUGGUACACGUAACAAAAUACUCUCUGUUCGCGAGUACAUUGAUGACACAGAGGAUUAUGUCAACAUCCAACUCGACAACCAAAGAAAUGAACUCAUUCAGCUUCAACUGACAUUGACAAUUGCAACAUUUGCCAUAGCAGUUGAAACUGCUAUGGCAGGGAUAUUUGUCUCUGUCUGCUCGCGAUGCGAUGGGUAUCACGGCGAGCCCGAGUCUGCUCGAUGGGUAUCGCGAUGCGAUACGGAGCGCGACGGGGAGUUCGCGGGCGGUUUUGUUGCUGCUGCGAUUGCAUCUAUGGCUCUGGUUCGCGCCUUGGCGAGGCUUUGUGGCGCGAGGCUUGUUCUCGUUGCUAUGUGUUGGUCCAUUGUCCUCCGCGAUAUUGGGCGCGAGAGGCACUGUGAUGGGGAGCUCGUGGGCGCAACGUCCUGGGGCGCGAGGCCUGCUGCUGCAUGA